AAAACGACCACACAAACCAUUUUUGAAGGAAUUAUGUGGGAGAGCUGCUGAAAACGGUUUUAAAAUGAUUUUGUGGUUAUAGGUUUUUGUGUUUAAGUUGUAAAAGGGACCAAAACAAGAAACCGAUGACUAUGAAAAAAAACGAGACAACGUUGAUGAAGAACAAUAAUGAUGAGGAACCAUCCAGCUCAUCUGCCUCUCCCCCCACCACUAAGAGAAAGAGAGUCUCCCUGGAAGAUUCUACUCCAGCUGCCAAAAAGGCUGGAAACAAGAAGCAAAAAAUAAAGGAGACUUCCACUGACGCUGGAGAGGACAGGUGGCAUGAUUGAGAGGAGGAGGACAUUGCUCCUGACCCUCUGAGGUUCAUGCCAGCCAGAACCCCUGGUCCCACAUUUGAUGCCAUGAAAUCAUGGUCUCCUCUCAGUCUAUUUCAACUGUUUUUCUCUGCUUUAGUAAUUCAAAAGAUAGUUGACAACACAAAUGCAAACGCAGCAAAAAGGGUCAAAGCUGGAAUGGCGUACAAAUGGCAAACUCUGAAAACCAGGGACUUUUACAUUUUUAUAUCUAUUAUCAUUUUUACCGGCCUUGUGAAUUUACAUCACAGGUCAGAUUAUUGGAGGCAGCAGUUUCCAUACAACUUCUCUUUCCCCAGUAAGAAGAUGUCACGCAACCGCUUCAAAGCCAUCAUGUGGUCACUUCAUUUAAGUGACCCAGAUGAGGAUGAAGAAAAUGAAAAUAAAAGAAUCAGUGGUGGGCACGACAUGCUUUUCAAAAUAAAGCCACUCUACAGUGAGCUGGUGAAAGCCUGCAAGACUAAUUUCCAGCCAUCACAAAAUAUUUCAAUUGAUGAGCAGAUGGUGGCAAGCAAGACACCAGUCAGCGUGAAACCAUACCUUAAGGGCAAGUCCACCAAGUGGGGAUACAAACUUUUUGUGCUGGCGGAUUCAUCCACAGGUUACACAUGGAACUUUUUUGUCGACACGGGCAAAAAGCAGUCCUCUACUACAACCACUAAUGGUUUAAGUUAUUCUUAUGUGAUGGACUUGUUGCCUCUUCAAACCCUUGGCACCGGCUACAGGUUGUAUAUAGACAACCUUUACACAAGCACUACUGUGUUCACAGACUUGUAUAAGAAGAAGAUUGGCUGCUGUGGGAUGACCAGUACAAGCUGCAUUGGCUUUCCACAGACCCAAAUAAAUGAUCUAGCCAAAAAGGUUGAGAAAGGGGACAUUCGCUGGAUACGACGUGAUGAUUUGCUGUUUGUGAACUGGAUGGACAUUAAAAAGGAGACAAUGUGUUUCACAAUCCAUAAAGCUUACAGCAAUCAGACGAUCAGGAGGAACGUGAACGAGGCUGGUGUUUGGACAAAUAAACUCAUCCCUGCUCCAGACUCCAUUCUAGACCACAAUAAGAUUGUGGGAGGUUUAGAUUUGUCCAAUAAACUCCUGGGCUUUUAUGCCGUUGGCCAUAAAACCAAAAAGUGGUUUAAAACUUUUUUUUCCACUUCAUGGACAUUGCUGUGGUGAACAGUUACAUUCUUCACAAGGAGUUGCUCAAGUACAGACAGGACCCCAACCAGGAAGAGCCCCUGCCACAAAGCUUUCAGGGAGCAGCUCAUACAGGAGAUGUACCUACCACUACUACCACUACUUGCAUGCCAGCCUUCUAUCAAGGUAAAGCAAAGCAAAUGCGGAAGCACUGCAGAAGGUGUCUAGCUGCUGGGGAGCCACGAGUAAGAACAGCAAUGUAUUGCAGAAGGUGUGAGGUUCCUCUCUGCCUCUCAUCAAAGAAGAACUGUUUUCAAUUGUGGCAUGAUGCACUGUGAGUUCAUAUUGUUAAAUACUGUAAGUAGGAAUCCUACACGUUUCUAUAGUGGGCAUUUUACUAGAGUUUGCUAGUGUUUUAAGUGUUGCAAUUUUCACUAUUAUCUUGCGUGAUAGUUUUUCAAUGUUGCUUAUGUUUCUACAUUUUUUUUUCAGGAAAAGUGUUUCGUAAUAAUAAUAAUAAAUUGCUGCAUUUGGAGACACUGUAGAUUCUUUUCAUUGUCAUUUUUGCAUUGACGGUGCCAAAAAGUGGCUAUUUAGGGUACCUUGUCU
Messenger RNA from Betta splendens (Siamese fighting fish), 2096 nucleotides. Its product is annotated as piggyBac transposable element-derived protein 4-like. The transcript is spliced from 2 exons. The coding region runs from base 366 to 1526 and encodes 386 amino acids. NCBI's taxonomy places the organism in Eukaryota, Metazoa, Chordata, Actinopteri, Anabantiformes, Osphronemidae. The record is from RefSeq and is a predicted model, not a curated record.